AUGGAUCCCAGCCAGAUGAUGCCCCGUAGCUUCCCCAUGUGGCCGCCGCCGCCCCCGCCCGCCGCCUCCGACGCCAUGCCUCCCCCGCCGCUGCCGCUGCCCCAGCCCUUCCUCGCCCCGCCCCAGCCCAACCGCGGCUGGAAGCGCAAGAACAACCCCAACAACAACCCCAACCUCGCCGGCGGCGGCGCCUACCAGCCCCCCGCCAUCGGCGACCUGCAGGUGCAGAACCGCGCCAAGGCCCGCCGCUGGUUCAACAACCCCAACAACGCCGGCGGCGGCGGCAACCCCAACAACGCCGGCGGCCGCAAGUACUUCUUCCCCAAGUCCAACAAGGGGGGCAACAAGGCCAAGGCGCCGCGCAACACCACCUCCUUCAUCAUCCGGGCCAAGCGGGCGGGGGGCAUCGCCUCGCUCGUCUCCCCCUGCCCCGUCACCCCCGCCGUGCUCCCCACCCCGCGCAUCUCCCCCUCCCGCGAGGGCCUCUCCGACAUGGCCCAGCAGCAGUGGGGCGUGGACGGAUACGGCUCCAUGAAGGGCCUCAUCCGCCUCCGAGCCUCCUCCCCACGCCACCCCGACGCCGAAGGGGAUGACGACGACUCCAGCAGCGGCAGCGACGUCGAGGAGCACGUCGAGGUCGAGCGCCGCCUCGACCACGACCUCAGCCGCUUCGAGAUGGUCUACCCCGGCGGGAUGGCCAACGGAGCCGCCGGCUACGUCUUGGAGGACCUCGACGAUGAGUACGACCAGGACGUGCACGUCGCCAGGCUCGAGGAGGAGAACCUGACUCUCAAGGAGAGGCUCUUUCUCAUGGAGCAGGAGGUCGGUGACAUGAGGCGCCGUCUCGAGGCCAUCGAGGCGCGCUUUGCAGGGGCCGACGGGGUUGCUGCUGCUGGCAGCGCCGACAAUGCUGCUCUUGUCCUCCAGCAGAGGGCUGAUGCUGAUGCUGAGAAUGGCGUUGAUGCCGCGCCUGUUGCAGGCGAUGCUGUAAUUGUUUCUCUGGAAGAUGCUAAUGCUAAUGCUUCUGGUGCUGAAAAUGCUAAUCUACUUGAGAAAGCGAAGGGUGAUGCUGCCUCUGCUUCUGAUGACACUGUUGAGGAUGCUCUGAAGAUUGACACUGAGAUGGAUGUUGCUGCCUCUGCUUCUGCUAACGCAGUUGAAUUUGCUCUGAAGAAUGACACUGAGAUGGGUGUUGCUGCCUCUGCUUCUGCCAACGCAGUUGAGUUUGCUCUGAAGAAUGAUACUGAGAUGGGUGAUGCUGGCAACUUGGUUGAGGAGGCUCUGGAGAAUGUCACGGCGAUGGCUGAUGCCGUUUCUGGUGCUGAUAAUGCAGUCAAGGAGUCUGACAUGAACAGGGGUGAUGUAGAGCAGGAGAAAAGUGGUGAGGACAUGGCCGGUGCAGGUUCAGAGAAGAAUGCAGAGAUGGCUGAUACUACUGGAAGUGGAGAGGAAGAGGGCAAGGAGCAGGCCUGA
This is a messenger RNA of Triticum turgidum subsp. durum (durum wheat), 1473 nucleotides long. NCBI's taxonomy places the organism in Eukaryota, Viridiplantae, Streptophyta, Magnoliopsida, Poales, Poaceae. The record is from the annotation of a GenBank genome assembly.